AUGACGAAAUAUGUAAGUCACUUUUUCACACAAUUGUAAAUGACAACAAUCAAUUAUAAGUUAUUACCUGCACCGCACAAAUCUACUUAUUCAUUAAGGCGGGCGCGACCUGCCACGUUUUAAAACCGACCGUUUUAAGAAUAGCUUUAUUAUCUCUUCAUGUCUUAUUUAAAUGCAACUAACUUAUAGGUUAGUUUUUGAAUUUCGUAUUUCAAUAACCUUUUUUAGCAUCUCAUCUCAUCUCUUGUUAGCUUUUUUAUUCCUUUCAAUUAAGAUAGAUUAUUUAAUGUUUUGAUCUAUAAUUUAAUUUUUGUAACGUAAAUACACAAUUCAGUUUUCGAACUGCUAUGUAUUUAUGAAUUAAUAAACUUCAAACACAUAAUUUUCAAGGCAACAUGUAAUGUUUUCCCCGAUUUCCUCACACGCGAUCAAGCCGAAACUGCUCUUUUAAUCAACUCACCCACAUGGAAAGAAUAUAGGGGACGUGUUGGGGUUGAUAUGAAAACUGUGCAUAUACCUUUUGAAAAUCCUAGCUACACCGACCCCUGCAGGCCAUAUCACGACCAGAAUAAUCAAUAUUAUAGAUUGGGAAGCAAAUGAAAUAGCUGAGCAAGAAAGCGAAACUGAGUUCACAAGAUGGUUCAGUGAAAGUAUACACGUCAGAGUGAACACAAUCCUAACUAAAAAUAUCAAGAAAAAAUGAGACAGAAUGAGUUCAUCCUCUCUUGUGAAAACUGAUAGGGAGGAUACUGAUUAUCUGCUCUAUGGACCCAAAUGAUCUCCAUCCCCAACUAGGGGGUGGAGGGGAGGGGCUUGACCUAGCGACUUUGCAAAAUAAACACCCACAAAAUCUCACUAAGGGCUCCUAACCUCUUUUGUCGUUCUCAGUGACAGUUUCGACGAACAUGGCUGGAAGUCAUCUAAACUGUUAAUGUCAGCGCGGAUAUUUUGGCUAGAUUUGCUUUAGAAUUGACUUUAGCUGCUAAAUAGGUGAUUCUUUUUUGAUGGGAUGGGACGGGAUGAGACGGCACUGCCUCUGAUUAUGUCUCUGUUUGGGGAGCUGUAUCUGAUAAGUUUGACGUGUUCCUCGAGGCUUGUGUCUUGGUCCCCUUCUCUUUACAGUAUAUGCAAGCGCACUGUUUGAUGUCGUCGAAAAGCAUCUGCCAAAUGUUCAUUGUUAUGCCGAUGACUCUCAGUCAUACAUCUCGUUUAGUUCCAAGGCGCACUCUGGCCAGGCUGAUGCUGUUGCUGCUAUCGAAGAUUGCAUUCAAAGCAUCGGGCAGUGGAUGUCUCAAGACAAGUUACUUAUGAACGAUGCCAAAACAGAACUUCUUUUGAUUACCACACAGCAAACUGCUCGAGUCACAAUUGAUAGCAUAACUAUCGGACGCUCUUUCAGUGCUCUAUAA
Molecule: messenger RNA, 1409 nt
Organism: Porites evermanni
Lineage: Eukaryota; Metazoa; Cnidaria; Anthozoa; Scleractinia; Poritidae
Source: the annotation of a GenBank genome assembly